Chlamydomonas reinhardtii is the source of this 8771-nucleotide messenger RNA. RefSeq lists its product as uncharacterized. The record is from RefSeq and is a predicted model, not a curated record. Bases 414 to 7526 code for a protein of 2370 amino acids. The transcript has 45 exons. NCBI's taxonomy places the organism in Eukaryota, Viridiplantae, Chlorophyta, Chlorophyceae, Chlamydomonadales, Chlamydomonadaceae. Gene Ontology annotation, biological process: regulation of DNA-templated transcription.
UCUAUUCCAGGGUGUAGGGCGACGACUCGUGGGAAGGGUUCCAUACUAUAGGUUUGCGCCACACCUGUACAGCAACAGUCUUUUCCACCCUUCCGGUCAACCCCCACCCUGCGAGGCCUCAUGCGCCAUUUACAUGUAGCUAAAUUCGUGUUACAGGGCUCCUCAGAGUUUUGUCCGACCCGUCGCCGCUGAGUGUCGGACCGGUGACUCAAUCCUCUUUACCUUUUCACUCAGGCCUCGAAUAACAAAAUAGUCAAGUACUUCUCAUACACGCACCAUUAUCCAAUAUGUUAACUUGAGGCCCGAAACGCCACGAGCCAAGCCAAGCUUUCUGCGACCUCCGACAGGGCGCGCGGCGCCCAACGCGGUGAACCAGUGGGACAUAUGUGAGCACGAUCCUUGUAUCUAUCAUAAUGUCCUCGGCUAAGGACAACGAUGAUGGAGACGCGGGAAGCCGUAGUGGAGCCUCGAGCAGCGCUGGCGGGUCGCAGACCUCCAGCCAAAGGAGCGAUAGCAAGUUUUUGAAGCUGAAAGACCGAGCUGCAGCAGAGCGCGAGGAGGGGGACCUACUGGAGCAAAAGAGGUCAAUUCAGGAGGGCAUUUUCCAAUGCAUGUACACGCUUGUGCGGUCAUCCGCGCUGGGAAGCUGGAAGGUGGCCGUCAUCAAGGUUCUCCUCGAGGGCUUGAUGGUGAGUCCGACCUGCCCAUGUUCACAAGGAGCUCCUGGAGGGCUGCUGGGAGGCUUCAUUGUGGUGUUCAACCCGUCAGUCACGAGUUGGCGCAUCAACACCAGCAACCCGGUGUGGCAGGUCAUUCGGUGGACGGUGUGGCGCAGCCCCAUCAUGCGCAUCUACGGCUACGACACCUACAUUCUGGUGUUGUACAUCAUGGUGGUGGCGGUGGUUCUGUCGGUGCUGGGCCUGGUGUGGCUGACGCUGGCCAUGCGCAAGCAGGAGCAGAGCAAGUGGCUCAAGCGCGCGGCCACGGUGCUGCACGUGGUGUACGACCUGAUCUUCAUGAUGUUGUACGUUUCGUUCUUCGACUACUUCGUCUUCACAGCCAACUGCAACUUCGGAUCGCCUGUGAAAGUGAGUCAGGGGGAUUUAUGCGAUAUAGACGCAAACCACGUGUAUUUUGAGGACAUCAUGUGCCUGGAGAUGCCGCACAUCCUGCACAUGGCCGUGGCCUGCGUGACCGCGUGCAUCUUCUUCUGCGUCACAGCGCUGAUGGUCGUGGCGUCAUCGGACCUGAACCCCAUCUCGACUGGCUACCUCGCCUCGCCCGCCGCCAUCACCCGCCUCAAAAUUCUCACGGCCAAGGCGUUGUUCGUGAUCGCGUCGGAUGAUCUGCAAGGCUGGCCGAAGCCGCAGGCAAUCAUCAUCAUCUUCACAGUCGCCAUGAUCUGCUGGUGGAACUUCCGGCGGCUACCCUUCUACCGCAAGACUGUCAACGUGGUGUGGUGCUCCAUGUGGAUGGGCGUCCUGUACACGGCCGUCCUCCUGGCUGUGAUCGUCUUUUCCAACAACAAGUCUGAUGAUUUCAAACGGGACAUGACCCUGAAUGUGUUGUACGGCAUCUUCGCGGUCAUUGGCGGUGGCGUCGUACUCUGCUGGGCGCACGCAUGGUGGGCCACUCGUCCCGCCCAGAAAUUUAAGGGGCUGGAGCCCGGCGUCAAGAUCAGCAAGGUGUACAAACUGGAUGAUUACACCCAGGUCGAGGUGCUGUCCCGCGUGAUGCGCAAGUUUGACGUUGAUGGCGGCGUGGACGAGGAGGCUGCCGCGCUGGGCGAGACCAUCAUCAAGGCGGGGAUGCACACGUUUCCCACCGAUGCCUUCCUACUCAUCCUGUACGCAAACUUCCUGCUGGAGGUGCGGAAAGACGCCCCCGCGGCGCGCACGCAGCUGCAGCUCGCGCUGAAGCACAUGCCCACCCUCGUGCAACGCUACCAGAUCUUCUGCACGGGCGAGGCGUCCAAGCGCCUGAAGGACAGCCAGGACGGCGGCAUGGACCUGCAGGCCUACAUCGAGUUCAGGCGCAACUUCAGGGCGGUGCUGCGCGUUCAUAAGGAGGUGAUGCUGCUGCAAGCCGAUCUGUGGACGCUGAUGAUGCGCUCAACGGUCAAGGUCACGGAGGUAGACAAGGCGCUGACCGAACUGGAUAAUGGGACCGUCAGGGCCCACCAGGUCUACAAGAGGGUGCUGGAGCGCUACCCCACCAACGGCAAGCUGCUGCGCUGCUAUGGCAAGUUCCUGGAGGACGUGAAGCACGACCCCAUCGCGGCCGCACGCGCCUAUAACGAGGCCUCACGCAACGGCGGCGGCGACGCCAUCAUGAACCUGGACCUGAGCGCGGUGCAGAGUUCGGCGGACAAGCCCGAGUUCCUGACGUCUAUGUCGAUGGAGGACGACGCCGUGAUUGUGAUCAACGCCGAGGGCACCAUCAUGAUGGUCAGCCAGGCGGUGCAGAAGGUGUUCGGCUACCCGAAGACGGAACUGGAGGGUGCCAACGUGUCACUGCUUAUGCCGCAGCCCUUCAGUCAACGCCACCCCAGCUACCUCACCCGCUAUGUGAACGGUGGCGAGCCGCACAUUCUGGACACCGUCCGUGAGGUGGUGGCCCUGCACAAGGAGCGCUACGUGUUCCCCAUGCAGCUGUGCGUGACCAAAAUGUCCGGCACCGGUAGCGACAGCGUUUUCCUGGGCGUUGUGCGGCCGCUGGGCUCCAACCUGCUCAACGUGCGAGCCUGGGUGGCGCCAAACGGAGUCUUCCUGUGCGGCGACAACAAUUUCGCAAGCAUGUGCGGAGCCACGGAGAACGAGCUGGUGGGCCGUUCGCUGUCCACACUUCUGGACAACGACCAGAUGGAGGUGGAGCAGCUGUUGGAGCGCUGCCGCGACGCGCCCGCCGCGGAGCUGGAGGCGGGCGUGAUCAAGACGCAGCUGUUGCUGCGGCACAAGUACCUGGACCCGGUGCCAGUGGAGGUGACCCUGAGCCUUGCAGGCACGGACGGGCAGCGCAUCUACGUGCUCAACUGCCACCGUACGGACGGCUUGGAUGGCAACAUCAUGGUGGUGGAUACGCACAUGCGGCUGCGCUUCUGUUCGGUGGGCAUUUCCACGCUGCUGGGCUUCCCGCUGCGCAAGUUGGCCACCAUGAAGCUGGACCAGCUGCUGCCGGCGCCGUACAACACCAUGCACAACAAGUGGAUCAAGGAGAGCGGCACUGCUGCCAAUGAGAUCCCGCCCACCAGCUGCCGCGCGGGCAAGGUGGUGCACCUGCUGAAUGAAAACAACUCCCAGGUGCCCGUCAAGAUCAAGAUCCACACCGUGACGGCGGAUGACGGCGCCAGCACACAGCACGUCGUGCAAGUCAGCAAGGUUGGGCAAGACGAAAUCCACGACGAGAAGCGCCUGGUGAUCACCGCCAACUUCAACGGCCAGGUCGUGUCCGUUGAGCGGCCCGAGGCGUCCGUGUUCGACUUCGUGGCUGGCGACCUGGUGGGCACCAGCCUGUGCGACACGGUGGACAUUUUCGCAGACUGGCGUGAGCGCAACGGCGAGAGCCAGCUGCAGCUGCUGAUCCUGGCGCUCCUGGACAAGGAACACGAGAUGCCAGGCACCUCGUGGCGUGUGCGCGUCAAGCCGCCGCCCAGCGCUGCCGUUCCCAGUAGCCUGCCCGCUAUCGCAGGGGCAGCGGCGGCACCUGGCAGCAGCGGCAAGAAGUCUGCGUCUAAAUCGGCAUGCCUGCAGGCUGAGCUCAUGGAAUCGACUGACAAAGCCACCGGAGCCGCCGAGGGCGUUGCGGGCGAGAGCAGCUACGCGGACAACGGAAUUCGCAUCAAGGUGACGCUGUGGCGGCGCGACCUGCUGUCGGGCGUAGUGGAGCUGGACGAGGGGCUGGUCAUCCGCAAGGCCUCUUACAUGACCGGCCUGAUCGUGGGCAUGCCCGCGGCCGCCUUGACGAAGAAACCCAUCCAGAGGUUCCUUGACAUUCCCUACGACAUCUCCUGGGACAAGCUGGUUGCGGCCAACUCUAAGGGCCACAACAAGAAGAAGGGCGCGCUCAAGACUGCCAACAACAACCGCGGCACCAUUAGCCCGGUCAUGGCCUUCAUCGGGCCGCACCCAGACACCGGCACCAUGCGCAUCCUGACGCAGGGCGUGGCGACGCUGGCCGCGGGCGGCCGGCCCAAGAUCACCAUCACCAUGCACCCGGACACGCAGUUCGCGGGCGCCCACGCGAACUUGCUGCGCGUGCUGCACCUGCAGACUUCCAACAAUGGCGCGGACUCCGCCCACCCCCAAACCGCCGGUGGCAGUCACGCCGCUACGUCAACGUACGGCGGCGAUGCGCAUGGCAGCGAGGCGGGUGGUGCUGCUGGCGCGGCCGGAGCGCGCGGCCAUGCCGCAGGCGCGGCGGCGUCACGCCCGGACAGCGGCCAUCUGCGCUUCCCACAGGACGCUGCCAGCAGCGACGGUGGCCACGAUGGCGACGCGCAGCAGGGCGCAGACGACCCCGCUGGCGAUCACGGCAGUGACGAGCGUCACAGCAGCGACGGCGACGGCAGCGGCAGCGAGCACUCCAGGGGCCGCAAGGACGGCUCGGAGGACCUGGAGGCGAAGGGCCAGGCCAAGCUGCACAGCCGCGCCGCCAGCAAGUCGGACUUUGUGGCGCAGUGGGUGCGCACGCUCACCCACAAGAACAGCGGGGCGCUGGAGGCUCACCAGCAGCCGCCCCCGGUGGACCGGCGCAGCAGCAGCUCCGGGCUGGUCGGCAACUUGCCGGCCUUGCCGCCUGGUGUGGGCGGCGCCCCGGGUAGCGGCCUGGCGCCUAUUCCGGAGGACGGCGCGGCAUCUGCAGUGGGCGGCUCUGGCGCCGCCCAAAGGCAGAUGUCGACCAAGGCCAGCAAGUCCUUUGGCCGCGCGCUGUCGGACUCGCGGCAGGGCUCGUUUCGGGAGGGCGGCGGCGGCGGCCGCGUGCGCAGCGGUGCCCUGGCCUCAGAGAAGGGCGGCGGCGCCGCUGAUGGCGGCGACAAGGACAAGGGCGAGGACGACUGGGAGAAGGCCAGUGAGGGCGGCGAGUCCAGUCAGUCGGGCAGCCAGGCUGCCAGCGGCAUCACAGGCAUCACGGACGCGACGUCCGUGAGCGAGCUGCAGAUCGACUCGCGGCGCGGGCGGCUGCUCAAGGCGCUGACCAAGCUGCUGUGCGGCCCCAUGCUGAUGGAGCCGCUGGAGAGGCUCAGGCUGCACAGCUACUUGAUCUUGGCGUUCAUGCUCGUGACGCACAUCAUAUGCUACGUAAUCGUGCAGCGGGAAAUCAGCAUGGAGCACCACGACAUCAACCUGGUGGCGCGCCAGGCGCUGGCCAUGGACCGCUCGCAGCUGAUUGCCGUGCGCGCCAUGAUGGGCGCAUACUGUGAGCGGCCCAACGUCACCGAGAAGGUGUCGGUGUGCGCCAACACGCUCAACUGGACGCUGGGCAGACUCAGGGACAACAUCGCUCUCAUGGAGUCGCACCACCACUUCGUGUACUUGGGGGAGAAGGAGAAGACCACCGUCCGCCUGAUGCCGACGGCCUAUGACAUCUGGACGUCGGAGAAGAAGAAUUUCGUGUCCUACCUGGACACCAACCCGCCCCGGAGCAUUGACCAAAAGGCUGCCGUCUGGGUGCUGGGAACGCGCUUCAUCGCUGCUGCGCGUGAGGCGUUGUACUGGCUGCCCACCAUCCGCGAGAACUACAGGCUCCACCGGACCUACAACUUCCUAGUUACGAACGGCCUGGGCCCUCUUUUUGAGAUGUACGCCCACUCGCUCGACCACCUGGUGAACGCCGCCUGGCAAUCUGUGGACGAGCUGAAGAAAUCGCUCAUCGUUAUGAUGGUGGUGGAGGCGCUAUUUGUGCAGGUGGCCUGUCUGGUCUACGAGUGGGUCUUGGUGCACUCGCUGGAGCGGGCGCGGCUCACGGGAGUGCUGGCCAUGGUCGGGCUGCCCGGCCCUGUGCUGCGGCAGCUGGCCAGCAGGGAUGCCAAGAUCCUAGACGACAGCGAUGACGAGGACGAGGACGGCAACUCCGAUGUGGAGGAAGAGCAGCAGCGCGAUGUCGACAGGGCCGGUCAGCAGCGCCAGCUGGAGGAUGGAGGCGCCGGCGGCCCUGGGAAUCGGCCCGGCAGUGGCGCCGGCGCCGCCAAGGGUGUGCGGCACGCAGACAGCGGCGCGGGAGCUGAAGAUGCCGCUGAAGGUCAGGCCGGUGGACAGGCCAUGCGCAGGGCGAUGACUCGGAAGGAGCGGGAGCCGGACGGCGCUGCGGCGGACGGCAACAAUGCCUUGGCGCGCGCCAACGACGCUGCGCGCGGUGAAGGUGGGGAGGGCGGCUGGCCGCCAGCGCUGGUGAAGACGAGUGCCGGUGGCGGUAUGCACGGUGACGCGGACGGCGACGCCCACUCUGAUGUGGAUACCAGUGAUGACGGCAGGGGCGGCGGCGGCGGGCGGCACGGCAAGCAGCACCGGGGUCCUGUCGCUGUGACCAAGUUCCGUCAGGCCCGGCAAAGUGGCUUCCGCAUCAACGGCAAGACGCUGGCUCCGUCCAUCAUCAACGUCGGCAAGUUCGUGGCUCCGGUUAUUAUCUGGAACAUUGCGGUGGUGCUCAUCUACGCAAUCAGCCUGGUGCAGCUGAACAGCAUGCAGGGCCCGCUGGCGUCGCUCAACAUGGCCAGCCACAUCAUCUACCGCUACACGCGCGUGCGCGCCAUCGCCUUUGGGUUCGUGUCUCAGGACGACAUUGAGUCGCGCGAGGUCUGGCGCGGUAUGCUCAAACAGGAGAUGUCAUAUUUUUUGAGCGAGUACGACGCACUCAUGUACGGCGGCAACCCCAUUACGCAGAUCAACAGCGUCUUCAACCAUCCCGUCCCAGCCUCGACCUUUGCGUCCGCGUCCUUCGCAAAUGAGUUCUUCCGGGCCAAGCGCUGCUUCCGCAACGACCAGAGCGCUUGCUUCCAGGAGGGGAGCGAGUAUUACGAGGUCACACACAACGGCCUCGAUGUGAUGGUGCGGCGUAUGAUAUCGGAGAUGACCCUACUCAGCCAAGACGCCGACGAGGAUGUUCGUUACAACGGGACGCGCUACAUGUUCAUGGUGGCGGUUGGCGCUAACGACCUGUACGAGGGGCUGCAGCAGGCGGCGCAGCUGUUUGUGGACUACUCCAUCGGGAGGUACAACCAGGUCGCCGAUAUGCACACGUUUCUGCUCAUCGCCAGCGUCUUCGGUGUCGUGCUGUAUAUCCUCCUCAUCCUGUGGCCGCACCUGGCCCGACUCAAAGCCGACGCUGCGCGGCAGAGCGCGCUGCUGAGCCACGUGCCCCCGGAAAUGGACGUGCGGGCGCACGUCAAGGCCGUGUUUCGGUGCAGCGCGCAGCGGCGCAACGGCAUGUUCAGGUUCUUGGGAAGGGGGAAGGGUGGCAGCGGGGCAGGAGGUGGCGGGGGUGGAGGCAACACGGAAGCAGCGACCACACUCGUGUCCACCGGGGUGUGAAGUGGAGAAGUGAAAGGUUGAUGCGCGACGUAUGGUGCUGAUGGGCUGCCCACAAACUGACGCCAGGGCGCAGGGCAUUGUAGUACAUACCUACACAAUGACUAGGUGUUUGCAUGCAUUCGGAAGUGGUUGUUUGAGCACGGUUUUGGACGUUUCAUUCAUCGUUGUCGACGUGACUUGCAGUGCUGGUCUGAGAUGUUCCCGCGCAAGGGGUUUCGCGCAAGUACCAUAUCGCGCAUGCAUGGCUGUGUCCAUGCUGCCAGGGUCAGUCCUGGGUAGCUGGUGCCAUCGGAAUGGGUACUGCGCGGGUUGGCAACUCGCUAAAAUACAUCGCAUGUCGUGUGGUAGCUUCAUGGAAUGCUUCAGUGUGCGCACACCGAAUAAAUAAGAGAGCCGUAUGUUCCGCCAGUGACGCCAGUGGAAGGACCGUAUCGGAUUCCGUGUUCCAAUUUGAAGUGCGUGUGCUGAGGAGACGAACACCAGAACGGAGUACCCUUUGCCAGGUUGCUGCAGCGCCGCUGUUGGCACCCUGUACAAAUGCAGACGGAGAAGGCAGCACGACGUCGUUAAGGUGUCAGGCCCUGUUGCGGGCACGUCGGCACGGUUAGUUCUUGGGCAGGUGGCCGGUGAAAUGCCGGCGCCGUGUGCUGUGAGCGUGUCGCUACGUCGUGUGCUGGUUCGUGGCAGUGCCAUGGGUCGUACCUGCAUGCGUGUCGGAGAGCGCAGUCUAAAAUCCGCCAAUGACGCCUGGCGCAUCGGUUCGCGCAUUGUUCCUAGUUCCACUUACACCGAGUCAGGUUAGCGCCACGCUGCUCAUUAUUAGGUAGUCUGGAGGUGUGUGGGCCAUUUCCGGGACCCAAAGACAUGUAACCCAACUCGACCCCACUCUGCGCCGCCAGCACGCAGUCUUGCGGCGAGGCGGCGAGGUAGCCUAGAGCCGGAUGGCGAGCUCGCCCAGGCUUAUCCACGCAUGGCGCCAUCGCUGCACGAUUCACUGCGCGGCAGGGUUGCGGCAGACAAGAUGUUCACAUGCGGGAAGUUGGAUCGGCGGACAGGAUCCGAAGGCGCAUAUGGAUGGUGCAUGCAUGUAUGUGUGUGGAUGGGCACGACGCGCGCGGUGGAGCUGCUGCAGGGCGGCGCCAUCGAGCGCGUGCACGUGCGCAACUGCGUGCCGGGCCGCCGCCGUGCACAUUCAUUCAUGCCGAACGUAAGGUAGCUGCUGCUCUGGCCGCUAAUCAUUAGUUG